This is a messenger RNA of Periconia digitata, 1874 nucleotides long. The record is from the annotation of a GenBank genome assembly. Lineage: Eukaryota; Fungi; Ascomycota; Dothideomycetes; Pleosporales; Periconiaceae.
UUGAGUCCAUGUCGUGGCAAGUCUAUGUCGAAGUGAAAGCACCUCCGUCGCCACUCCGAUUGGUCAGCCAACCCCUUCUGCCUCGGCUCCCUUGCAAUCUCUCGACUUUCAACGCAUUCUUCUCCAAACCAACAUACGCAUUAUCCUCCCCAUACUUCAAACCUUAUUGGAGGCAAGACUCUUCACUACAACACCGUAUAAGCCAUCUAAAUUCUCCCAUUAUACCUUCAAAAGAUGCAGCGCACUGCCCUCACCCGUCUCCCACGCCACCUCUCGCGACGCCGCCGCACACCCACACUCACCCACGCCGCCUCAGCAUUCUUCAGCACCUCCCUUCCACAGCGCAGCAGCAGCAACGCGCCGCCCCCAUCACCCUUCGGCAGCGGGCCCUCACCGCCACGCCUCCCAAAAGAAGAACAAGAAAUCUUCGAAAAGCUCCAGCGCCAAAGCACAGGCGCAUUCAGCACACCACGAGACCUCGAACCCAGCGCCUCGCCUUCUUCCUCAACAACGGUCUCAUCUUCACCGUUCGACAUCCGCGCUAGGAUCAAUCAGUCACCGGACUCUUCGAGUCCCUCGUCAGCACAAGGAGAGGGCAAGGAGGGCGGCGACGGAGCGCAGAUUAAUAUUGAGGGUGGUGCAAAGAUUAGGGAUGGCGAGGAGUUCCAUCCGAAUAUGCGGAGGGGCGCGCCGCCUGAGUUUGAGGGAGAUGUUAAUCCGAAGACGGGGGAGGUUGGGGGGCCCAAGAAUGAGCCGUUGAGGUGGGGGAGUCAUUCGGAUUAUAGUUUUAAUGGGAGGGUUACGGAUUUUUGAUUGUCAGAAAACUGUAGGGAGAAAAAUGUAACGGGGUAAGAAUGAGUGUGUUGGACGAGAUCCAUGGUGUGGAAGAGGGUGCAGUUGAUAUCGGCGUGCAGCGUUUGGCAUGUGUAUGUGUGUAAUAAAUCCUUACAUCCUGGUAUUUUUUUUGGCUGUUCCGUUUGUGUACCAUCUCUGCGACAGCUGAGGGCUCGAAAGACUUGUUCUUGUGCAGUGCGUUGCUGUUCUUGAACUGUACACUCUUCAUGCAAUGUGCAAUCUUGCUCUACACAUAUAUGUACAUGUGCUAUAUCUACAGGUGAGGGCAGGACAACGAGUGCAAGAUCAAUCUUUAGAAUUUUAAUCAAAACAGGCUCAAAUAACAGAAGCAACAUUUUAGUAGACUCAAAACUCAUAAGAAAUCGCGUUGCGCAACAAAGAAGCUUCGAUAGUCUCAACCUUCCUAAUCGGGUAAUCUACCAAAAUCCGUUGAUUCUAGCUUGCUCUACCCCGUCGUCAUUACUGUAAACAGACUAGUGCAGCAACAAGCAAACUACCCGAAUAGGCAGGUCUAGUAGCGCUCACAAAAAGUGUCGAAUACUGCUUACUUUCACCGCUGCGCACCACCCACUUUGGGCGCUUGCCUCCUCAGUCUCAAAACUUUGGAUUGUUGGGGGCAUGGGUAGUUGUCCUGCGCACAAUUGGCUGUAUGUUCUACUGUCUGCAGCUAGUGAAAGAUGUGUAAUGCAAUACAGAGUUUUUUAUCAUUGCAGUAGACAUACAAAUACAAGAGAUUAUAGUGUCGCGCAUCAUUCCUACAGUGUUGGUGGUCUGGUGGGUGGGUGACGGUAGCCCAAUACCCUUUGGUGUUGAGGAAUCAACAUGCCUAAUUAGGAAGGUUGGAGGAAAACCGUUGAAAGCCUUUAAGAUCAACUUGCGUUCGCGGAUUCAGUCACACUGCUAUUCAACACUGCAGCCAUGUUCUCGCUCUUCAAUGAUGUUCCCUAACCACUUCUUUGAUGCGAUGCGCAAAUAUAGUUUUCAGAGUGCAGCUCUUUUCCCCUCUCAGAAAUUGAUUG